AUGGUGUGCGCGGGUGCCACAAGUGAACUGCAGUCGAAGCUGGCCGCCAGAAGGUAUGCGAGAGCAGUUCAGAAGCUUGGGUUUCCGGCCAAGUUCAAGGGCUUCAAGAUCCAGAACAUAGUGGCCUCGUGCGACGUGAGGUUCCCGAUCUGGCUCGAGGGCAUUGCAUCGUCGCACGGCGCUUGCUCGAAUUACGAGCCCGAGCUGUUCCCGGCGGUGAAGUACAGAAUGAAGCAGCCGAAGGUUGGGCUCAACAUUUUUGCCUCCGGGAAGAUCGUGAUCACGGGAGCUAAGGUGAGGGAGGAGACGUACGCAGCGUUUGAGAAGAUAUACCGAAGCCAACAAGCGGUGGAUCUCUCCAAGCACCCUUCCGGCCUCGUUCCCACCCUACAGAACAUCGUCGCCACAGUAAACUUGGGCUGCGAGUUAAGCCUAAAGCAAAUCGCUUUACGAGCCCGCAACGCAGAAUACAACCCUAAGCGUUUCGCCGCCGUCAUCAUGAGGAUCAGGGAACCCAAAACGACGGCGCUCAUCUUCGCCUCCGGCAAGAUGGUGUGCACGGGUGCCAAAAGCGAAGCGCAGUCGAAGAUGGCCGCCAGAAAGUACGCUCGUAUAAUUCAGAAGCUGGGCUUUUCAGCCCAGUUCAAGGACUUCAAGAUCCAGAACAUAGUGGGCUCGUGCGAUGUGAAGUUCCCGAUCAGGCUCGAGAGCCUGGAUUCGGCCCAUGGGCCUUAUUCCAAAUACGAGCCCGAGCUGUUCCCGGGGCUGGUUUACAGAAUGAAAAAGCCCAAAGUUGUGUUACUCAUUUUUGUGUCGGGGAAGAUUGUGAUCACGGGAGCUAAGGAGAGGAAGGAGACUUACGCGGCGUUUGAGAACAUAUACCCUGUGCUUGCCGAGUUCAGGAAAGUUCAGCUAUGA
Messenger RNA from Linum tenue, 918 nucleotides. The record is from the annotation of a GenBank genome assembly. Lineage: Eukaryota; Viridiplantae; Streptophyta; Magnoliopsida; Malpighiales; Linaceae.